UUGAUCAACCAUGAAGAAUCUGAGGAGAUGCAAGCCGGAAAAAGAACUUAAACCAGGCCUGCGGAGCAAUGCGACAGGCGUGAUGGAGGUCGAGUCCUCCUACUCGGACUUCAUCUCCUGCGACCGCACGGGCCGCCGGAACGCAGUCCCCGACAUCCAGGGCGACUCGGAGGCUGUGAGCGUGAGGAAGCUGGCUGGAGCCAUGGGCGAACUGGCCCUCGAAGGCACAGGCCAGGGGGAGGUGAGCACCGCAGACAAGGAGGCCAGCAGCCAGCCCCAGAGCAGCGACGGCACCGCUUCAGCUUGAGCCUGACCCUGACCUUGUCCAAGGAGGCUGGAAGAGAGAACCGCUGUCCCUCCCGGAACAGGAGCCCUGGCCGGCAGCCUCCUCUCUGAGCCCCAUGCCCCAGGCCAGACUGAGCGACCCCUGAGGCCUCUGGGGUCCCCUUGCGGGGACGCCCUCUGGCAGUAGCCCCAGGCUCCGCCUUC
Lepus europaeus (European hare) is the source of this 489-nucleotide messenger RNA. Its product is annotated as cAMP-dependent protein kinase inhibitor gamma-like. The coding region runs from base 11 to 307 and encodes 98 amino acids. The record is from RefSeq and is a predicted model, not a curated record. Gene Ontology annotation, biological process: negative regulation of cAMP-dependent protein kinase activity. Gene Ontology annotation, molecular function: cAMP-dependent protein kinase inhibitor activity. Gene Ontology annotation, cellular component: cytoplasm; nucleus. NCBI's taxonomy places the organism in Eukaryota, Metazoa, Chordata, Mammalia, Lagomorpha, Leporidae. The transcript has a single exon.